This is a messenger RNA of Syzygium oleosum, 2803 nucleotides long. Its product is annotated as tryptophan aminotransferase-related protein 2. Lineage: Eukaryota; Viridiplantae; Streptophyta; Magnoliopsida; Myrtales; Myrtaceae. Gene Ontology annotation, molecular function: transaminase activity; carbon-sulfur lyase activity. Gene Ontology annotation, biological process: amino acid metabolic process. The transcript is spliced from 6 exons. The coding region runs from base 1090 to 2451 and encodes 453 amino acids. The record is from RefSeq and is a predicted model, not a curated record.
AUCGACUGAGCAAUUGGAGAGCAGGAGCGUAGUGAUAGGAGAAACAUGCCCGUUAGGAAAAGGAGAAAUUUUGGGAGUUGAACUUGCACCCCCGAGCUCUCAGAUGAUGUUAAGUAACUUAACGGUCUCCGCAGGAGUUUUAAGUGUUAGAAAAUGGAUUCACUUUGGCAGUCAAAAGGAUAAUAUUUGCACAAUAGUUAACUUUUGGUACUAAACAUGGAUAAUCUCUUUCCGUCUCUCCUUUUCUCCCUCAAUUGUACUGUUUGUGACAAAGAAGCUGGCUUGCGUAGUUUGAUUAUUGAUUCUCUGUUUGGUAAAUGGAAGUUUAUGCGAACUUUUGGAGGAGUCAUCUGUCAUCAUGCAGUUAAGGUGCUGGUUCCUAGUUCUACAGUAGAUUUUUCUAUAAUACGGUAGGAAUGUAUGCUCUAAUUUUCAAGUUUCAUUGUACUGGCGGUACUUUGUUUUAUGGCCCUCAUAACCAACAAAGAUACACAAGUUCACUGAAGUACAAGACGCCACGCAUUUAUAUGUGGCCUGUUCUUUCCAAAUCUGUUCUACCACUCUUCAGUCGUAUGCUAAGGCCCACCUCUCUCCAUACAUAAAGUGCCAAGACCUUUUGUUGAGAUUACUCCUGAACUUUUUUGUCUAUAGUCAAGUCAUUGCCGACGGGCUAUCUCAUCUGAAGCGCACUUCACUGGUUCUAUGGAUAAGGCGGAAGCGGAGCAUCCUUGGCUCAGCAUUUAUGUGCUUGGGGCUCGGUUCCAUAAUAGAACUUUGCUAACUCAAAGUGCCUCACCUCGAGAAUGUAUUUUUUUGCUAAUCACUGGCCCUUUUUAUCAUGGUGUUGAGUGCCAAACUAGUUUUUGGAGUACACCUGUAAGAUACUUUUAAGCAGUGCAUAUUUAUAUCCCAGUAUGUUUGGAAAUGGUAAUGUAGAAUCAUUUUAUAAGCAUAAAGCUUUUUGACUCCUUUGAACUUCUAAAGACGGACUAUGAAUCAUGCCCUUGCUCUUCGCUUCAUCUGAGAAGAUUGCAUCCGUUAACUGUUUCUUUUAUUCUUUGCCAGCAUCCACUAUCUGUCGAGCAGCCUAUGAACUGCCAGCCUCUCGAAAUGGCGAAUCUUCGGUCUCUGUUUUCACCAAGACACAUGUUAGUGCUUUCUGUUGCACUUAAUGUGAGCUUAGUGCUCAAAAUUAUUCAACAGAGAAAGAAUAGAAGAGAGAAAGUAAGUGGAAUUUAUGUGGAGAAGCCAAAAGAUGCUCAGAUUGCUGAAGAGUCCCAAAUUGAAGCCAGUUCCAUUCAAAACAUGCACCCAACACCUUCACCAAUGGCUGUAAAUGGGGAAGAUGCAGAUGACGGGAGAAAUGUGAUCAAUCUUGACCACGGUGAUCCUACAAUGUAUGAGAGAUAUUGGCAAGAAAUGGGUGACAAAACCACAGUGGUGAUACCAGGCUGGCAGUUCACCAGUUACUUCUCAGACGCUGGGAACCUCUGCUGGUUUUUGGAGCCUGAGCUUGCCAAGGAGAUUGCUCGUCUCCAUAAAGUGGUUGGUAAUGCUAUAACAGAGGGUCGUUACAUUGUGGUUGGAACGGGUUCUUCACAGCUGUUUCAAGCUGCUUUAUAUGCUUUCACAGCAAAUAAUGCAUCUGAGCCCUUUAGUGUGGUGUCCGCGGCUCCAUAUUACUCAUCAUACCCAGCCGCAACUGACUGCCUGAAGUCAGGCCUGUAUAAAUGGGGCGGGGAUGCACACAACUUCACCAAGACAGGCCCCUACAUUGAACUGGUCACUUCUCCGAAUAAUCCAGAUGGCUUUGUCAGGCAGUCAGUAGUCAAUCGAAGUGGGGGAAUAUUGGUGCAUGACCUUGCUUACUACUGGCCACAGUAUACUCCCAUAACAUCGGCUGCUGAUUAUGAGCUGAUGUUGUUCACUGUCUCAAAAUCAACAGGCCAUGCUGGGAUGCGCAUCGGUUGGGCCCUUGUCAAGGAUCCGUCAAUUGCCGAGAAGAUGGUCAAAUACAUAGAGCUCAGCACCAUAGGCGUGUCCAAGGAUUCACAGCUUCGGGCAGCAAAGGUGUUGAAAGUUGUUUCUGACAGUUGUGGAACAGCAGCCAGACCCAGAGAAAACUUCUUUGGGUAUUGCCACCAACUCAUGGCAGAGAGGUGGAAGCUACUGAGAGAGGCAGUGAAACAAAGCGGAAUCUUCAGUCUGCCUGAAUUUGAACCAGGAUUCUGCAACUUUUUCCAGUGUCUCUUCGAGCCUCUACCAGCUUUUGCAUGGUUGAAAUGUGAAGACGGUAUAGAAGAUUGUGAAAGCUUUCUUAAAAGCCAUAACAUCUGGACGAGGAGCGGGAGGCAUUUUGGGGUUAGCCCUUCAUAUGUCCGAGUAAGCAUGUUGGACCGUGAUAGAACUUUUGGCUGUUUCGUGAAAAGGUUAUCGCAGAUCCGUCUGUGAUAAUUAUUAGUAGGAGCAAAAUCUUUUGUACAUCAAAUGCCUCCCCCCACGUCUGCAGCUAGGAUUCUUGUCCCAUUUAUUCCAAUUUUAUUUAGAUCCACUCACACCAAGCACGAGAGGGAAGUGAUUUUAUUUGAUUUAUCCCUCUAAUCCAUCCUAGGCAUGUGAUACCAUCUGUACCAAGAUCCAUCUGUGCUAGUCAUGAGUAUGGGCAACUACUCGUGUACACUAGAUCGGUAGAUCCAUCUGUAUUGUGAAGAAACGGCGAGGAUUCUAUACUCUGUAAUCAAAUCCGUUGUACAUGUAAGCAUAUUUCUUCCUGAAGUAUCUUUGGUUCAAUUAAGUUAACUGA